AUGAAACCUGAACAUUUUAUUUCGGAUAUCCUUUUACCAAGUGAAGAAGAUCCGGAUCUUUUCGAUCCAAAUUGUGACCCUGAAAAUCCAAGAGUUCUGACAUAUGAAGAAGUUAAAGCUGCUAAGGAACGUAUAAAGGAUGGAAUAAUAUGCACACCCUGCAAAAAAUCUCAUCUAUCAUAUAAAUAUAAUAUGGAAAUUUAUUUUAAGGAGGAAUUUUUGCAAGUAACUGGAAGCUUCAAAGAGAGAGGAGCUCGUAACGCCCUACUUCAAUUAACACAUGAUGAAGCUAAACGUGGAGUUAUUGCAUGCAGUGCCGGAAAUCAUGCACUAGGCUUGGCAUAUCACGGAAAGUUACUGAAUAUUCCAGUGACCGUAAUUAUGCCUGUUAAUGCCAGUGUAAUGAAACGUGAACUCUGUCAAAGUUACGGUGGUCGUGUUCUGCUCAAAGGUGGGAAUAUGUCUGAACAUUCUGAUACACACUACUACCCAAUUCUCCCUUUUGCUGGAGAUUAA
This is a messenger RNA of Heterobilharzia americana, 516 nucleotides long. The record is from the annotation of a GenBank genome assembly. NCBI's taxonomy places the organism in Eukaryota, Metazoa, Platyhelminthes, Trematoda, Strigeidida, Schistosomatidae.